This is a messenger RNA of Tetrahymena thermophila SB210, 849 nucleotides long. RefSeq names its product transmembrane protein, putative. The record is from RefSeq and is a predicted model, not a curated record. The transcript has 3 exons. Lineage: Eukaryota; Ciliophora; Oligohymenophorea; Hymenostomatida; Tetrahymenidae.
AUGGAACUCUAACAACAAAAAAGUGCUUUGUUUGCAUAAUUCAAUAAUCAUAUUAAUGACAAAGGAAAUUUGAUAGAAUAGCUCAAAGAGUUAUCUUAAAAGGAAGGAUAUGGCUUGAAUUCCAUCUCUGAUAAUUUGUAUUCUAUUGAAUUCGAGUGUAAGUCUCCUGAAGCUGCUAUCGAAUCCCUCAAAGCUGUCAAUGGAAUUACUGUCUCUAUCCCUCACAAGACUAUCUCCCUCUCCACAAGUAAAAUCACUUAAAACUACCUCUAAAGAAAGCUCAAGGUGCCUAUUGAUUCUUUAGAGCUAGCUAAUGGUUAAGCUCAUAUUACUUUUGAGACAAUUGAAGAUAAGUAGGAAGCUUUGAAAAAAAUAUUUGCUGAUAGAAAAUUAAAGAAAUUAGUGAUUUUAGAUUCAUUAACUACUCAUAUAUAAAAUGACUUGUCUACUGAUAAUUCAAGCUUUUCUAGCAGAAGUUCUAUUGAGUGCUCUCCAUUAAAAGUUGAUCAACCAAUAAAUGGCAAGAGAAGAGGUCAUUUACUCAUUGAAAACGUUCACGAUGAAGUUAUCUAGCAAUACAAUGUCUAAUAAAACUCUGAUGAGGAAUAAGGAAAAGAAGAAGAACUGUCUUUAUCUCUUGAGAAUGAGAACAUAUAGGUUGAAGAUAAGAAAGAAGAGAAGUAAUUAGAUGAAUCAGAAAAUUAAGAUUCUGCUUUAGAGCCUUAGAUUCAAAAGAAGCGCAAGCUCGAAUAAGGAUUUUACUAUUUGGAAUAAGGUUUUGAAUAUGUUUUACUAAUUACUUUAAUGACCAUACUUGCUUUGAAAUUAUUCAAAGGCAUCUCUUACUGA